AUGUUUAUACCUUACAACCAUAUUUCAAACACCCUGAACCUUUCCUCUGGUACAAGCUUUGGUAACCUGUACUGUUACCCAUUGAUUGUUACCUCAGAUUCCUCUAUUCCCAACUCAACUAUAGGUCUUAGCUGUGGAUUUCCCUGGAUCUUUGCUGCUGGAAGCUUGAUCUACGGCUAUAACACUACAGAUUCAUACCUCCAUAAGUAG
Molecule: messenger RNA, 210 nt
Organism: Puccinia graminis f. sp. tritici CRL 75-36-700-3
Lineage: Eukaryota; Fungi; Basidiomycota; Pucciniomycetes; Pucciniales; Pucciniaceae
Exons: 2
Coding region: 1-210 (69 amino acids)
Source: RefSeq, a predicted model, not a curated record